AUGGCAGAACAGCCUACCUCGACAAAGCCAGUGCACACCAUUGUACUUGACGCUGGACCCCUCUUGAAAAACGUACCCCCGCUGUCGACAUUACUCGCACAAGCCGAAGAAUUGGUUACCACCCCGGCAGUCGUGGGCGAAAUCCGUGACCCCGUUGCCAGAUCUCGAGUUGAGACGCUUUAUCUUCCUUUCCUGAAGCAAAGGGCACCAUCCCCCAAAAGCGUACAGGUCAUAAGCGAGUUUGCGCGUAAGACUGGGGAUCGCGCGGUGCUGAGCAAAGUUGAUAUUGAGAUUAUGGCCCUUGCAUACGAAAUUGAAUGUGAAAGGAAUGGCGGAGAUUGGAGGUUAAGGAGUGUCCCCGGUCAAAAGAGACUGAACGGCAAGCCCCCGGCUACGGAGGAGUCGUCGACGGAAAAUACCACAACUGAGAAGCCAGUUAAUACCGAGGCUACCGACAGAGCAGAAGGAGAAGAAGCGACCGAAACAAAAACGGCAGAUGUCAACACGGUUACUGAAGACUUAGCGGCGACCACCAUUGAUGCGAACGUAGAGCAGCGCGCUGGACUAGAUGAGGCUGCGCCGGAGGAAUCAACACCUAAUCUUGACGAUACAGUGAAUGGUGCACCUGAGGGAAUUCAAGAUGCAGAUAACGCAGAAGAAGGUGAAGACUCGGAUGGCGGCGGCGAAUGGAUUACACCCUCGAAUAUCAAGAAGAAGCAAGCUCGAGAUGAAUCAGCAGGCGUAUCAGCAACCCCCGAGCCUAAAGUCAUGCAAGUUGCCACCAUGACAACGGAUUUUGCAUGUCAAAACGUUCUCCUGCAGAUGAAUCUGAAUCUUCUGUCAACGACAACAUUACAAAGAAUUCGUCAUUUGAGAACAUUUGUCAAGCGCUGCCACGCAUGCUUUUCCACCACAAAGGAUAUGAAUAAGCAAUUCUGUCCUCGCUGUGGCAAAGACACCUUGACACGAGUCUCGUGUUCCACCGACUCCAAUGGCCAGUUCAAACUUCAUUUGAAGAAGAAUAUGCAAUGGAACAACCGCGGCAAUGUAUACAGUAUCCCAAAACCAGUCCACGGAACUUCAAAUGGCAAGUGGAAAGGGGGCGGUGGUCAAGGAGGCUGGGGAACAGAUCUCAUUCUUGCCGAGGAUCAAAAAGAAUAUGUUCGCGCUGUGACUAAUGAGCAGCGCCAGCAACGUAGAGAGCGCGAUCUCAUGGAUGAAGAUUACCUACCGAGCAUUUUGACCGGCGAGAGACACCGAUCGGGCGGUCGAGUCAAGGUCGGAGCCGGCCGGGGUGUGAACUCGAGGAAGCGAUAA
Molecule: messenger RNA, 1317 nt
Organism: Talaromyces atroroseus
Lineage: Eukaryota; Fungi; Ascomycota; Eurotiomycetes; Eurotiales; Trichocomaceae
Exons: 2
Coding region: 1-1317 (438 amino acids)
Biological process (GO): maturation of SSU-rRNA; ribosomal small subunit biogenesis
Cellular component (GO): preribosome, small subunit precursor
Molecular function (GO): RNA endonuclease activity
Source: RefSeq, a predicted model, not a curated record